AGAAGUAUGUUCCGCUGCUGUCGUGUUGCUGGUCUUUCGUCCUGGUCUUCUUACAGAGCGGUGAACAGAUUCCACUCCAGUCCGGGUUUGAAGAUGCCUUUCAUCGACCUGCAGAGUAACCUGCCCGCCAGCUCCUUCUCUGAGGACUUUGUGAAGAAGCUGGGCAGCAGCACUGCGGCUGCUCUGGGAAAACCAGAGGACAGGAUGAACGUGGUGGUGAACCCCGGGCUGCCCAUGCUCAUAGCGGGCUCUUGCUCUCCAUGUGUGAUGCUGUCAGUGUCUGCGAUCGGUGCGACUGACUCUGCUGACAAGAACAAGGAGCACAGUGCCAAGAUCUUUGAGUUCCUGACCAAAGAGCUUGGUCUGACUGAGGACAGGAUUGUUAUUCAGUUCCACGCUCUGCAGCCUCAUCAGGUCGGAAAGAAUGGAACCGUGAUUAGCUUCUUGUAAAGGACGUCGUACUCUCUGACACCGCUCACAGACUCACUCCUAAAAGAAGACGACAUAGACAGAUGAGAUUAGUAUGAAUCACACACUAAAGUAAAGAUAGUCACUGAAAAUGUCUUUUUCAUGUCAUAUCCAGGUCCACUGUCUGAACCACGUGGAACCACAGAUCUGUAAAACAGGGUUCUAAAUAGUUUGGUUUGGAGUGAUUCCUCUUGUUGAAGACCAUAAUAGAACCACAUGGAAGAAAACAGCUCACUGUUUUUAUUUUAAUAUUAACUUUAAUGUCAGAAUUGGGACAUACAUGUAAAUCUGUACAGAUAAAACUGAAGAUAUAUUUUCAGAUAUUUUAGACAUAUGAACAUGAAGGACAUGAACUGGAAUAUGUUUGUCUGGGACAAUGUGGGACCAAUGCUGGAUACCAAUCACCAAACACACAGCAGACUGUGCAGGUUGCAGGAUAGGCAACCUGCACAGUAGCUAACUCCCACACUAAGUAAAUACAGUAAGCAUAAAAAGAAGCUGAGGUUUCGUAAUUCUCAUGGUCUCACACAAUGCUCUUAUGCAUUAUGUAAGACCAAUAACUGCUUCCCAGUAACUGUUAAAACUAGAGUGCUACUUCUUAUCAGCAGUGAAUAUGACUAAGCUGUGUGUGUAUAAUAAAACAGGGCAGGCUGGUGGCUGACAUGG
Toxotes jaculatrix (banded archerfish) is the source of this 1134-nucleotide messenger RNA. It is a transcript of the gene ddt, whose product is annotated as D-dopachrome tautomerase. Gene Ontology annotation, molecular function: phenylpyruvate tautomerase activity. The transcript is spliced from 3 exons. Lineage: Eukaryota; Metazoa; Chordata; Actinopteri; Toxotidae. The record is from RefSeq and is a predicted model, not a curated record. Bases 7 to 450 code for a protein of 147 amino acids.